Molecule: messenger RNA, 1767 nt
Organism: Volvox carteri f. nagariensis
Lineage: Eukaryota; Viridiplantae; Chlorophyta; Chlorophyceae; Chlamydomonadales; Volvocaceae
Exons: 6
Coding region: 1-1767 (588 amino acids)
Biological process (GO): N-acetylglucosamine metabolic process; carbohydrate metabolic process; N-acetylmannosamine metabolic process
Molecular function (GO): N-acylglucosamine 2-epimerase activity
Source: RefSeq, a predicted model, not a curated record
AUGGUCAUGUCUAAGACUUGGAGCUCCCCCACCCUGCGGUCCAUCAAAGCGUCGAUGCGGCUGUUGGCGGUGCUGCUGCUGUUAGGCGUCACGCAGAGGCCACUCACAGCUCAGCCAAAUGGCAAUCCAGGCGCGCCUCAGCCUUCGGCUGGCGGCUCGGCGGCACCGUCUGGACUGGAAAGCGACGUCCUUGCGCUAGCACGAGAACUGUUCAUCGAAAUGCACUGCUUCUGGUCCAACUUCGGGCCUGACAAUCGGUAUGGCGGCUUCUACGCGACGUUGGGCAGGCAAGGCAACCCCAUCCAGCCAACCGCCAAGGGAGUGGUUCAACAGGCCCGGCACCUCUACUUCUUCUCCGCUCACCACAUGGCGCUGAAUGACCCAUGGGUCGGCCCACUGGUCCUCAGCGACCGUGGAGGCGCCAGCCCCGGCAGCACGGCAUGCGGCGCACCCUUAACCGACUCCGCGCAGGGCCCAAACUCCAGCGGAGCCUCGAUGUCCGACCAGCAAGCGCUUGCUAAGAAGCUGGCUGACCAGGCCCAUGGUUUCCUCACGUUGCACAUGCGCAACCCCGCCACCGGCCUCUUCUACACCACAGUUACACCCAACGGCUCCGACGUCAUCGACGCCGGGCCGCUGCUCAAUGGGAACCUCAUGGCGGUGUACGCGCUGGCCGUCUACGCUCGCGCCUUCAACUACACCGCGGCACGUGAUGAGGCGUUGGAAACGUUUCUGGCGCUCGAUGCGCUGCUGUACGACAAGCAAUACGGCGGCUACAACGAGCUGUUGUCCGUACCUCCGUGGGGCCCGAACCCCAAGACGCUCAACGGGCUGUUGGCGCUGACGCAAGCGACCAUGGAGCUGGCCCGAGUGGUGCCGGAGAACCCCACGGUUAUGGACAGGUUGCGGGAGUGUUUGAGGCUGUUUCCGGAGCGCGUGGUGGUGAUGCCGGAGGGCUACGCUCGACAGGAGUUCAGUGCGAAUUGGAGCACCGCGGUGGGUGAUGCCAGCGGCGGCGGCGGAAGAAAUGAAGUAUCGUACGGCAUGCAGCUUGCGGCAUCGUGGGUAUUGCUGGAGGCGAUUCCGGUGGCGUACGGCAAUUCUGGCGGUGGCGGAGGCAGCGGCGGAGAUGACGCCGCGGGUUCAGUGCGGGCUGCGGCCUUGAAGCUGGGGAACACGGCGGUGAUGGAGGGCUAUCACUACGGCCACGGCGGCUUCUUCUUGUCUGGCAGCUGGAACCGCACCUCCGAUAAGACGUGGGACAAGUUGUGGUGGGUGCAGGCAGAGGCGUUGCCCGCCCUGUGGCAGCUUUACAUCUCCGCUGCCAGCAGCGCCGGCCCGUACGACACCAGCAGCGGCAGCGGCGCGGCGACGUACCUGCACUACCUGAAGGAGACGCUGCAGUGGAUCCGCAACUGCCAGAGCGACAGCAAGUACGGCGAGUGGUACUGGUUGACGUACGGUGACUGCUCGGUGGCACAGUCGUACAACUCCGGCGGGUACGAGUAUGCGGGCAGCGUGAAGGGCAACAUCUGGAAGGCGUCGUACCACAACGGCCGCGCGUUGCUGACCCUCAUUCGGUACCUGCUGGGGGGAGCGCCGGGAGUACCCGCGGCAUCACAGCAGGCAGGCUGCACAAAUGUUGUUGGGACAGUUGAUUUGGGGUCCUCUAGCUGCAAAGCAGUCGCUUUGACGGGGCUUGCCUACGAACGAGUACCCGAGCGAUGGGUAUGUGUUGCAAGGGGUUUGAGCAAUGUUGGGCACUGA